AUGGCCGGCGCCGGUGGACCAAGGAAUUCGACGGUGGCGAAGUCAUCGUCCUCCGCCUCUGCCAAACGUAACAUCAACACCGCAAAGCUCCAACAACAACAGCAACAACAACAAACGCCCUCAACCCGCCGUCAAAACCUUCUGCAAUUGGUCGCAGCGGCGGCGUCCGCCACCGCCGCCGCCCACUCCUUCCUCACCAACCACGACCUCACUCUCAACCCUACCCAAACCCUAACCCUCGAAUCCAACAUCUCCGCCGUUUCCCUCUCCAUCUCCAACUUACUUUCCCUCAUCCACCAUCCCAUCGCAUUCGCCGUCCCCCGGCCUCCGCCGCCACCACCCUCCUGGUUUUACCGCUUCCUAUCUUCAGAAAACGAUAACGACCAGUUAUUCAUCGAAUCAUUUCGAAUGUCGAAACAAUCUUUUUCUUACUUACUCCCACUCCUAACCCCUUCUCUAUCCUCUCUCUCAAUCCCUCCCAAUUACGCCGUCGCCGCCACCCUCUUCCGCCUUGCGCACUCCGCCACUUUCAAUGCGGUUGCUCGACGCUUCGAUCUUGAUUCUCCGACCGCCUGCCGGGUUUUCUAUGUGGUAUGUAAAGCAAUUAUCGAUAAUUUAGGUCAUUUCUUUGAAUUAAGGUCUGAUUUGAAUAGAAUUGUAGUCGGUUUUGGAUGGAUUUCACUUCCAAAUUGUUGUGGGGUUUUGGGUAUUGAUAGUUUCGGUGUUAAAGGGAAUCUUUUUGGUGAGAAUGGGUCAGUGAUGGUUCAAGCAUUGGUUGAUUCAGAAGGUAGGUUUUUAGAUGUUUCAGCUGGUUGGCCUAAUACGAUGAAACCCGAAUUGGUUUUACGUCAAUCCGAGCUGUUUUCGGCUAUUGAGGAAUCAAGGGAAAUUUUAAAUGGUCCAUCUUAUGAACUUAGUGAUGGUAGUUCAAUUCCUCAAUACAUCUUGGGUGAAUCUUGUUUCCCUCUUUUGCCAUGGUUGAUUACACCUUUUAGAAAAUCUGAUAUUGAUGAUGAUGAUAAUGAUGAGGAUGAGGAUGAUGAUGAUGAUAUUGACGAUGGGUGUUUGAAUUCAAAACAAGCUUUUAAUUCUGUGCACAAUCGAGGGAUGGAGUUGCUUGAUACUGCGUUUGGGAGACUUAGAGCAAGGUGGAGGAUUUUGUCGAAAGAAUGGAAGGAGGAAUCAAUCGAAUCUUUCCCCUACAUUGUGGUUACUUGUUGUUUGCUUCAUAAUUUUCUUAUCAAGUCUAAUGAGGAGUUCCCGGAUGAAGAUUCAGAUUACAUGAGGAAUCACAAUCUUCCGGAUUAUGAAGGAGAAGGGGAUGAGGCCGGAGAGAGGAUUAGAAGUGCCAUUGCUUCAGACUUAAGUCGGUGGGAAGAUUGUUGACUUGUAUUAAAGCAGAUAAGUAAGGUAUGGAUUGCAAUGAUUCAGAGAAGAUUUGUAUUGUUCUUCUUUAUGGUGAAGCUGAUGACGUCUUUUUUGUGAAAGAAAUCUCAGAAAUGGUGGUGUUGCUGCUAAAUUGGCGAUGGACGUUGAUCAACUUUUUGUAGAUAGCUUCAAGGGUUUUGAAAUGGUUGUCAGAUCAGAUAUCAUAUGGUCGAGAUCUUGAACGAAAAUGGUAACUUGUUUAGGAGUUAAGAAAAAUACUUUGGUAUAGCUUCAAGAGCUGUUUAAUGUAUCAUUUUGAUAUGUAGAGCCAGAAGCUGGUCUUCUAAGAGGUAACACCUCUAUCAGUCUGUUCUGGGCUUAUUGGGCUACUGGGUUGAAGGCUCUUUAGUCUUUUUUUUUUGUAACCGUAGAUGCCUGGGCCCACUUGAAUGCAUCUUGACUGAUCUCAUGAGACCUUGAAGUAAAUAGUCUGACAAAACCUCAAGUGGCUCUGAGAGGACCUGAACUUGAAGCAAAUCCAAGUUGUUAUGGGUUGAGCUAUUCUUCAUGGUUGGCUCUUUAGCCACUUAUGGUGGUUGCAGCUCUUGAUAGCCAGGGUCCAAAGUUGAUCUCUAAGGUUUUUUAUACUACAUGGUUGCAAAAGUUGUGAAACCAAAACAAAACUGCUUCGGUUUAUUGACAAUUACUCUGGUUUUGUAAGUGUUCAACUUUUGUUUUCUUUUGGUACGGAAGAUGGAAUGGGAUGGAAUGGAAUGGAGUAUUAUGCAAUUUGAACAAUUAAAACUC
Molecule: messenger RNA, 2175 nt
Organism: Cynara cardunculus var. scolymus (artichoke)
Lineage: Eukaryota; Viridiplantae; Streptophyta; Magnoliopsida; Asterales; Asteraceae
Product: protein ALP1-like
Exons: 2
Coding region: 1-1386 (461 amino acids)
Source: RefSeq, a predicted model, not a curated record